CCGCCAGACGGAUGUUGUUUAUUAAAUUUUUAGAAAAAUGGCGGAAAAAUCGUUUUCAACCCACGUGAAUCAGAUUUAUCUUCCUGGUGAUUCGGUUACGCUCUCAAAGACAGAUGAAAUCUCUACUGUCAAGAUUGUACUCGGGCCAGGAUUGAGAAAGUAUGGAAAACAGAUUCUAGUUACCAAACCUGGCGUUUUACGUACUAAAGCCUCGCCGGCCACGUAUUGGAUAGAUUGUCACCACAAACGAUAUGUUCCAGCCAGAGGUGAUGAUGUCAUUGGUGUGGUUACCAAUAAAGUUGGAGAGUCCUACAAAGUUAACAUUGGAUCCAGCGAAGAAGCCUCACUCUCAAGCAUUGCAUUUCCUGGAGCCACCAAAAAGAAUAAACCCAACAUUCAAAUUGGAGACUUGGUAUUUGCCAAGUUGCUCAUAGCGAGCAUUGACAUGGAGCCAGAGCUUGUGUGUGUCAAUUCCUUAGGUGAGAAUGUCGGUCUUGGUGUCUUGUCUACAAGUGGAUUCCUUUUCACUGUGCCCUUACACCACAUUCGCAAGCUCUUAAAUCCAGAGUGCACACUGCUGAAAUCACUGGGGAAAGCACUGUCUUUUGAAAUUGCUGUUGGGAUGAAUGGGAAGAUAUGGAUAAAGGCUAAGUCUGUCAAACAAACAAUUGCUCUAGCAAGGGCCAUUAGCAUUUCUGAACAUAUGAAUAAAGAAGAAAUGAACAAACUAUGUAGAAAAUUUGUAGAUCGACAAGCUGGAUUCUGAUUCUCUCGUGAUAAGUGUCAAUCAAUACAAAAAUUUUCCAAUUUCAA
Molecule: messenger RNA, 813 nt
Organism: Daphnia pulicaria
Lineage: Eukaryota; Metazoa; Arthropoda; Branchiopoda; Diplostraca; Daphniidae
Gene: Rrp40
Product: exosome complex component RRP40-like
Exons: 4
Coding region: 38-766 (242 amino acids)
Biological process (GO): U4 snRNA 3'-end processing; poly(A)-dependent snoRNA 3'-end processing; CUT catabolic process
Cellular component (GO): nuclear exosome (RNase complex); cytoplasmic exosome (RNase complex)
Molecular function (GO): RNA binding
Source: RefSeq, a predicted model, not a curated record